Molecule: messenger RNA, 1485 nt
Organism: Aspergillus pseudoviridinutans
Lineage: Eukaryota; Fungi; Ascomycota; Eurotiomycetes; Eurotiales; Aspergillaceae
Exons: 1
Coding region: 1-1485 (494 amino acids)
Source: RefSeq, a predicted model, not a curated record
AUGAAUGAGACUGACCGCCAGUGUCUCAAGAGCGUAUGGCCAACUGACCCUGAAAUUGAGAAGACGCGAAUCCAGCAAACGAAAGGAGGUCUCUUAGAAGAUGUAUAUCGCUGGGUCCUCGAAAAUCCGGACUUCAGACGAUGGAGAGAUGACCCGAAAACCCGACUUCUUUGGAUCCGAGGUGACCCUGGCAAGGGCAAGACAAUGCUAGUCUGUGGAAUUGUUGAUGAGCUGAAGAAGUCGAUCAGUGGUUCACAGCUUUUGUCGUUCUUCUUUUGUCAAGCCGCCGAUUCGCGUACUAACAGUGCCACGGCUGUUCUUCGCUGUCUUAUUCGUCAGCUUGUCGAUCAGCAGCCAUCACUUAUCUUGCAUAUACGAAAGCGGCAUGAUCUGUAUGAAGACCUGAAUUCUUGGUAUACUAUGUCUCAGAUCUUAACAGAUAUCCUGGAAGAUCAUGCUAUGCCGAGCACCUUCCUUAUGAUUGAUGGUCUUGAUCAGUGUCAGGCCGGUCUUCCAGAACUUCUCAAGAUAAUCAAUCAGAACUGGUCGUCAUACUCCCAUGUCAAAUGGCUCGUUUCCAGUCGCAACCGGCCUAGCAUCAAGGAACGGCUGGACACCGCGGAGCAAUUAUCCCUUGAGUUGAAUGCUGAAUCAGUGUCUUCUGCUGUCGGGCUAUAUAUAAAUUAUAAAGUCCGUGAAUUGGCAAAGCUGAAGAGAUAUAACUCUCAGACCCAAAAUGCUGUUCAGCAACACUUAUCUACAAACGCAAAUGGGACAUUCCUGUGGGUGGCAUCAGUCUGCCAAUAUUUGGAGAGCGUACAAUGGAACCCUCUUGCUAAGAUGAAAACAUUCCCUCCUGGGCUCGAUUCUCUGUACCAACGUAUGAUGCAGGAAAUCCGCGAAUCAGAAGAGGACAAGUUAUGUAGAGAGCUACUUGGAUUCAUGGCAGCUGCUUACCGGCCUCUCACACUCCAGGAACUGGCAUCUUUCAGUGAGAUUCUGGCGGACUGUUCCAACGAUGACGAGUCAUUAACAGAAGCUAUAAGCCUUUGUGGCUCCUUCUUGACGAUUCGUGGAAGGACUGUGUACUUCGUACACCAGUCCGCAAAAGACUUUCUCACUGAAAAGGCAUCUAACGAGGUCUUUCCUUCGGGAAUACAAUCAGCUCACCAUACUAUUUUAAGGUCUUUAUAUAAUAUGAGGGUGGCUCUGCGCCGUGAUAUUUAUUCUAUACACAGUCCGGAAUUUCCUAUCGACAAGGUGAAGCGCCCCGAACAAGAUCCACUGGGUCCUGUCCGGUACUCAUGCAUCUACUGGGUCGACCAUUUGCGUGAUGCAGGUCAUAUUGCAGCACGGGAGCAAGCCGAAAAUUAUGACAAGAUCUAUGAUUUCUUACGGGAAAAGUAUCUUUACUGGCUUGAGGCUCUUAGCCUUCUAAAUUGCAUGUCACAGGAGUUCGUUCAAUGUCAAGACUGGAGGAUUUAG